Girardinichthys multiradiatus is the source of this 7061-nucleotide messenger RNA. RefSeq names its product procathepsin L-like. Lineage: Eukaryota; Metazoa; Chordata; Actinopteri; Cyprinodontiformes; Goodeidae. The record is from RefSeq and is a predicted model, not a curated record. Gene Ontology annotation, biological process: immune response. Gene Ontology annotation, molecular function: cysteine-type endopeptidase activity. The transcript has 8 exons. Gene Ontology annotation, cellular component: lysosome. The coding region runs from base 5521 to 6516 and encodes 331 amino acids.
GUGAGAACAAAAGACAGCAUGAAAUCUGACACACAGUGAAGUUUGUUUAAUACAUGUCAGCAUGAAAAUAGGUCUUCAAUACCUUUUGGAAAUAUUCAAGAGGAACUAAAUAUCAAGUAUUUCAUUUUGAAUAAAAUGGUGUAGCUUUAUUUACUCAGGACGUGAAGGAUCCACCUCUUUGAAGUAAAUGAUAAAUGUCUUUUAGCUAAAUGCGAAUCAUUGAGUUGUAUUACUGCUGGUUACCUGCAAUUUCUUCAUUAUAUUUAAGAGAUUAUGGUCGAUUCUGAUUUUCCUUAGGAACUAGAAAGCUAUGAAAAAGAACCUGUCACCUUACCGAUGUCUUCUGCCUCUGCUUUUUUCUCACAUUAAAUGUCACACCGAUGUUUCAGAUCAUCAAACUAAUUUUUAUAUUAUAAGAUAACUGAAAUAACUACAAAAAGCAGAUUUCAAAUUAGGAUUUUAUUUGUUAAAUUAAAUAAUAUCUAAACCACCCAAGCCCAAUGUGAAAAUAUUAUUAAAUUAAACCACCCCUGUGAUUAACUUUUUUUUCUGUUUAGUUUCAGCAGCCACACCUACAUCUGAUAACUGCUUGAACUGAAAAUCAACAAAUAAUUUAAAUAGAACCUGUCAAAGAACAAGAAGUAGGCUAAAAUAUCUUGAAAGGCAACACAUCUACAGAAUCUACAGAAAUUCAAGAUCAAUAUCUAGUGCACCCCAGGCCUUACUUGCCUCAGUUAAGGUCAGAGUUCAUGAGAAAGAGACUAUGCAAAAAUUGUAUACUAAAACCACUGCUGACCAAAGAAUCCCACAAAGACUCAUCUCACAUUUAGAAAGAACACUGUGAAGAUCUCCAAGACUGAAUAUUCUGUGAACUGAUAAGAGAAAAGUAGGAGGAAUGUGUUCUGUUAAAUCUGACAUAAAACUAACACUACAUUUCAGAAUUAUUAUUAGAGUUAAAAACAUUAUUCUGGAAGUUGAACAUGGUGGUGGUCAGCGGCUGUUUUGCUGUUUCAGGCCCCGGAUGACUUAUCAUAAUUGAUGGAACCAGGAUUUCUGCUCUCAAGCAGAAAAUCCUGAAGGAAAAUGUGUGACCAUUAGUUUGUGACCUUCUGCUCAGGCAUACGUCAUAAUCUGUCUGUGUUUGAGGUUCUGAGUUCUACCAUGUUCUUCACUUGCUUUAUUUCAGUUCAUUCAGGUUAAUUAGAUCUAUUCUGGUGUUUAGGUUUUUGUUAAUUUCCUGGAUUCCUAGGUUAGAUAUUUUAUUUUCCUUUUAGAUCUGUUUCUCCCUGUUAGUGUUCUUUAGUUGCAUCCAUUGUUUACUUAUUUCUGUCCACCUCGAAAGGUAAUACCAGGUACUAAAUUAAAACAAUUCAAAUGUAUAGCUUAGAUUCCAUUAAUAUAUCAAAUCAAUACUUGAAAACUACAUUUUGUAUUAACGUGGGUUGUUUUUGUUGGAUUUUAAAGUUUGCUUGAUGAUCUAAAAAAAUCUAAGAGUGGCAAAAAAGCAAGAAGGAAAAUCUAUAUAGGGGGCAAAUUUCACAGUGCUAGAUUUAUGAAGACUAUUUCAAUAAAGUACAAGAAAGUCCGUCUCCUUGGAAACAAACCAUAAAGAAAUAAAGGACUCAAGACUUUUGCAAGUUACUGCAUGAUCUUUUUCCUGAAUGUUUGAUUGUCAAAAGCACAUUUUAACAAGCAAGUAAAGCAUUACAUGCCGAGAAUUAAUUUUUAUUCUGUUUUUAGAGCAGAAAUGGAUUUGAUGCAAAAAUCGCCACAGCAAGCAGGUCAUUUGAGACUUAACAACCCUCAGACAGCUGUAGAUUGGUCAUCUGCCUUCGUUUUCAAACUCAAUCCUUCGUAUGCAUGGUUAAUGAUGAGAAGACAAAACAAAAGGCAAGAUAUAUUAUGUAUUUCACUCUAUAAAGUCCAAGAGUCGACGUGAGAAAGAAGAUCUGAGGAAGUCACCUCUAGUCACACACACCAGAUAUCUUUGCUAGUGUUGGAGGGGGAUGAUGACAGCCUCAAGUCAAAGCAGAUGAAAAAAAGAUUGUUUUUGCUACAAUUGAUGGUUGGCGAUGUAACCUUAGCAACACGGAUUGAGGCCCUUGGAUGCUGCAGUCCAAAGGACGGUUUUAUUUUAGCUUGACAGCUCUUGCUGGAUUUAUAAAAGAAAUCGCCUAAAACAAAGAGCAGGCUGUGCUCUUGUUUGAUGUUUGCAGAUAGAGCGAUAAAGAGAGUAAACAGGCACCACAGGAAGCUUCACAUCGAGGGUUUGUUUCAUCUCUUUAGCCAUUUAUAUCUUUUAGUGCUUUUGUGUGGGUUUUUUUUUUUAUUCCUGCAACACAAAUGCUAAUUAUGCAGCUUGAGAUUUUGCUCUGUGUUGGUAAAUUAUUGAGAUCAAGUGCAUAUUAAUUCAUUGCAAAGAGCUUUAUUUAAAAGCUCUAGAUUAAAACAAACCCCAUUUUCACAGCAUAUUCUCAUAGCGCUUAAUUAUCAGCUAACAUAUUAUUAUUAUGUUAAGCUGCAAAAGCUGACAUUUCUUCCAGUUUAAAACUGUUUUAACAGUAGGGAAGAUGUACUUUAAAACACUGUUUUCCCACAUGGUCCUGCAUGUAAAAAUGUUUUAUGGAUCAUCAGGAAAAUUAAGGAUGAGAGGUUUAGUUGCACUGAAAAAGCCUUUGCUUUUAGUGCCAGGAAGGUCUCCUCCUGAGGAGCGCACCACACGCAGUGGCCUUUAAAGUGUAGGCCAAUGUCAGAAUAUUAAGUUUUAACCUUGUUCAAUGCCCACUUCAGACGGUGCUGAGAAUUGAAACCCCUAUUCAUCAUUUGCUUUCCGACAGACACCUGUACAUUUUGGAUUAAAACUGACAGGAAUUUUGGACUAUUUACAUUUUUGUCCACCGUGACAAAAAACCCAGUUCUACAUGAAGAAGACUAACUCCAGAACAUGAUGCUGCCGCCACCAUUUUUCACUGUGGGCACCGUAACACAUUAUCCCAAAGUUUUUAGAAGACUUAAGACCGGCUUAGAUGUCUUAUUUGAAAGAAACGUUCUUUCUAGUCACCUGACGUCACAGUCCAGACCUAUGGAAAGCAGGAUAUUGUUGUCACAUGAACAAAACCAACAAUUGUCAGAAAUUCCCAACGCUCCUUCAAUGUUGCUGUCUGCCGCUUGGUGGCCUCCCUGAUCUGUUUUAGUCUUGUCUUUUCCUCCAGUUUGGAGAAACAUCAAGUUUCUGUAAUGGCAUGGGCAACAUUUUCUCAAAUUAUUAUCGACUGCCUUCUUAGUGGCAUUGUGUAUAAAAUGCUGUAUAUUUUGUACCAUUGUCCUAAUUGAUACCUUUCUCUGAUCCAUUAAAACCUCUAUGCAGAUAAUGGCUUUAUGAUGUAAAUGAGCAAAUGUCAAGAAGGUCCAGCAAGGACAGCUGACCUUUAUUUCAUCAGAUUUACCAUAAUUGAUCUUAAGUGUUAGCUCAAGAAGACUGAAUAAAAAGGUGCUUCAACAAAGUGUGAGUGGUAGAGGGUGUACUCACUUAUGCAACAUUGUUACUGCAGCUUUUUAUUUUCUUUAUCUUAAUAAAUUUGUUAGACUUUUAAUUGAAUUUUAAAGAAUAAAUGUCACAUAUGUGUAAAUGGUUUCUAAAUUAUUUAUCACAGUGAAAUUUUCUACAUAAUACAAAAACCUCUCAUGUUAACAGGGGUGCAUACCCUUUCUGAAAGCUACUGUCAUGCCACCAAUCUAGUCCAAUCCAGCCUUAUUUAUAAAGCACUUAUAAAGCAGUUAUCACAAGGAACAAAGUGCUGCAGAGAAAACAUGAGGCAUUAAAAUUCCAAAAAGCCAAUUACACAGACACAAAAGAAUUGUUACAUACUAAAAAAGAAAACGUAAAAUACUAAAAAGCAUAAAAUACUGAAGACAAAACAAAAUAUAAAAUACUAAAAAGAAAAAUGUGAAAUACUAAUUAAACAUACUUUAAAAAAAAUAGCGCAGGGCUUGCUUGAAACUGGCAGCAGGGAGAUGUCAUUAUUUCUGCUCCAACAGUGAAGACGUUUGGAUAACGACCUUGUAUAGCUACUCACAGUUUUAUCCAAAAUCACUGCCUUUCAUGAGAAGUGAAAUGAAAUCUUUGUCCAAAAACAAUUUACGGAUGAUCUGAGAAUUAUCCAGCAUGAUGGAAUACAAUUUUACAAGGCAAAUGUUAUAAAGAAGUGCUUCAAAUAUUAAAAGGUCAUAGUUUUGGUGCCAUGGUGAAGAAAUCUUUCUUUUCUUACAAAGAAAAUGCUUUAAAUGUCAACUUUUUAUAUAAAUUGAAUGUGUUUUCUAAUGAAAAUCUUUAAAACUUAGGUGUUUCUGAUUGCUCAACAAAUAGCCUUUCGAAAACUCUAAGAACACCAAGAUUACAAAAUAGAACAUUUUGUCAGAUAAAAAAAAUAUAUAAAAAUUUAUAGUGUACCGAGUGCAGGCCUGGUUAGGAACAAAUCAAAAUAUACCUAAUUUGUUCAAUGGUUAAUCUCAAAAAGUUUGAUUUAAUCUCAUAUUUUCCUUCAUAAGACCAUGUUGCUAAAAUCGCUUCAGAAAAGGCUACAUUGACUUUUUGUUAUCCAUAAAAUCUGAGUAGAAGGCUCUAAAAAAGUACAAUUUAUACAACUGUAAUAUAAUCCUCCUGACACCAAAUAUCAGAGAGAUAUUAAAGCAGUGACAGGACUGAAGUUUAGAGCACAGGAAUCAGGGCUUUAUUAUUCCUAGAACUAUGAUUACAUAACAGCUAAAUAUGUCCUGUAAUGUAACGAAAGCCACUUAGAGGUACUAACAUUUUUUUCCUCAACCUUUGAAUUUUUCUAAGCACUUUUCAUUCAUUCAUUUCUAUAUGGUCGGGCAGUUGCGAAACCCACCAGCAGGGGGCAGAAAAAGAAGCAAAUUUAUAUGCUAGUUUAUAUCAACAGCUGAGAUGAUCUGUUACUGGGAAAAACGCCCAGUUUCUGUCACAAACACGUACCCAGUGAGUUAUCCCUACUGUCUGUGUGUGUGAUUAUGAAGAAAACAACAAUCUCUUCACUAUCUAAAAAUAACUGUCUCAUACAGCAAACCCACUGCAGGUGUGUGAGGAUUCAGCUCAUCAGAAAAUGUUGGACUUGCUGGUAAAAUUGCUUUAAACUGCCAAGAAAGAGAGAAAAAACAACACCUACAAGUGUGAUCGGUGUUGGCAGCUCUGCUCACAACAUACAACUCUUCAGAGCAUGCAGCACGUCAGAAGAAGAGCAUCUCAAAGUACAUGUUGUGCAUUUUAUCUCUCUUUUAGAUGGCUCUGUUUUGCAUUAACUGUUACAUGUGCAAUGCCACUUCUUCCAAAAGCAUCUAAUUUAAAACCUGUGCUGCUUUUCUGUCUUGUAAGAUACUUUCCAGGAUGCUGAAACAAUCUUGAGGCAGUUCAUUGUUUGGAAGAAGCACGCGAUGAUGAUGAUGAAGACAGCAGCUCUGCACAGCUCAGAACCCAUAAGACUAUUUGAAAACAGUGAUUAGAGGAUGCACCUUAGGUUGAGUGCUGUGUUGCUCUUGGCAGCUGUGAUCCUCAGCUGUUCUUCAUUGGCCACAAACGUAUUGUGGGAGGACUGGAAAAAUCAACAUGGCAAAGUUUAUGAUAAUCAAACUGAGCUGAUCUUCAGAAGAACAGUGUGGGACAAAAACCUGCUUAUGUUGCUGAGACACAACCAGGAGGCUUCAGCAGGAAAACACAGCUUCAUUCUGGGACUGAACCACCUAGCUGACAUGACAGCGGAGGAGAUCAAUGAGAGGCUGAACGGUUUGAAGAUGGAGGAGCCGCUUCAUCUCAGAAAUGACACCUUUAUGGACAUGAAUGACUUAUCACUUCCUACUAGUGUUGAUUGGAGGAUAAGCGGGCUGGUCGGUCCUGUCAGAAACCAGGGUUUAUGUGGCUCUUGCUGGGCUUUCAGCUCUCUUGGAGCUCUUGAGGGGCAGAUGAAGAAGAGAAAAGGCAGCCUCGUUAUGCUGAGUCCACAGAACCUAGUGGACUGCGGCACUAAGGAGGGAAACCUCGGCUGCACAGGAGGAUACAUCACGAAGGCCUACAGCUACAUCAUCCACAACGGAGGUGUCGACUCGGAGAACUCAUACCCCUACGAGCACCAGAACGGAAAAUGCCGCUACUCGCUAAAAGGCAGGGCUGCCUACUGCUCCAGCUUUCACGUCCUUCCACAAGGAGAUGAGUUGGCUUUGCAGGCUGCAGUGGCAUCAGUUGGACCAGUUGCUGUAGCUGUUAACGCCAUGCUGCCCUCCUUCCAUAUGUACAAAGGAGGUUUAUACAACGCGCCUGACUGUAACCCAAAGUUAAUAAAUCACGCUGCUCUGGUUGUGGGCUACGGCGCAGACAAAGGACAGGACUACUGGCUUGUGAAAAACAGCUGGGGAACGGAGUGGGGAGAAGGAGGCUUUAUCCGGAUAGCAAGGAACAAGAAAAACCUCUGUGGUAUUGCGACAUUAGCAGUCUACCCAAUGCUGUGAAGUCAACUUAGAUUUCUUUGUUGUUUUUUUAAACAAACACACUGUGCUGUCAGAGCACUACGCGAUUAACAGGGUUUACUAAAGACACACUGUUGGUCAAAGAGGUUCUAGAGGCCCAAUAUAAUAAGAUAUUUUGUGAGCUUUAUGGGGGCUGAGCGUUGGCGCAGUUGGUAGUACUGUUGCCUUGCAGCAAGAAGGGUUCGAAUAUCAGCCCGGGGUCUUUUAGCAUGGAGUUUACAUGUUGUCCACGUUCAUGUGCGGAUUCUCUUCAGGUACUCUGACUGCCUUCCACUGUCCAACUACUUGUUAGGUGAAGUGGUCUCUCUAAAUUGCCCUUAGGUAUGAGUUUGUGUAUCAGUGUGUCUGCAUGGUUGUGUGUCUCUGUGUUGCCCUGUGAUGGACUGUUGAAAACUAGAAUAUUACAUAAGAUCAAUAAAAAAAUAUAUUUUAAACAGAAAUAUCAGGCUUCUAAUGUAUGUUAAUUUCUAUACACUCAAUACUUUGUUGGGCCUCCAUUUGCAUGAAUUACUGCAUCAAUGUGGCGG